AUGGUGGAUGAUAUCAAUGAGGUUGAAGAGAUUGUCAAGAAGGUCAAUGUUAAGAUAAUUUCUAAACCUCUUCAAGGUAAGGACCCAGUUGGAUUUGAGCAACGCAUAGAAGAGGUGAAGUCACUACUAGACAUGAAGCCUGAUGAUGAUACUAUAUGUAUGCUGGGCAUAUAUGGACUUGGAGGAAUUGGAAAAACAGAAAUUGCAAAAGCAUUGUAUAGCAAGAUUGUGCACGGAUUUGAAGCUGCAAUUUUUAUCGCCAAUGUCAGAGAGAAAUCAAACAAAAUCAAUGGCCUGGAAGAUCUUCAAAUGUCUCUACUUUCAAACAUGUCUGGAGUGUUAGAAACUGAGUUGAGUAGUACAAGUAGAGGAAUCUACGAAAUAAAACGUCGGCUUGGCAAGAAAAAGGCUCUUUUGGUUCUUGAUGAUGUUGAUGACAUAGAACAAUUGAAUAACUUGGCAGGAGGAUGUGAUUGGUUUGGUUUAGGUAGCAGAAUCAUUAUAACAACAAGGGAUGGAGAUUUGCUACGUCGUCAUCGAGUUGAAAAGACUUACAAGAUGAUGGAGCUCAAUGAUCAGCAAUCUCUUGAGCUCUUCUGUCAAAAUGCUUUUGGAAAGAGUCAUCCUAAAACAGGUUAUGAAGACAUGUCUUAUCGUGUAGUGAAAUAUGCCAGGGGUCUUCCAUUGGUUUUAAAAGUUUUAGGGACUGAUUUGGCCAUUGAAGAUAAUUUAGAAUAUUGGGAGUAUACAUUAGAAGAAUGCAAGAGGAAUCCAAAUCCAAGGAUUAAGGACGUGCUCCAAAGAAGCUACGAAAGAUUGCAGUCCAAUGCCAAGCAAGUUUUCCUGGACAUAGCUUUCUUCUUCAAGGGGGAGAGAAUAGAAUAUGUUGAAAUGAUAUUAAAAGAAUUCAAUGCAACACAAGCUAUUAAAGUACUUGUUCUUAAAUCUCUCAUAACUGUUGAAGAUGGCCGCUUGAAUAUGAAUGGUCAUAUUCAAGAUAUGGCUAGAGAGAUUGUUCGGGGGGAGGCACCGAAUAAUCCUGGCAAACGUAGUAGAUUAUGGUCUCAUGAAGAUGUUACUGAAGUUUUGACUCAAGAUUUGGGAAGUGAUUCAAUUGAAGGGAUAAUACUUGAUCCCCUCGAAGAACAAAAUGUAGAAUGGAGUGGUACUGCCUUUAAGAAGAUGAGAUGCCUCAGAAUUCUCAUUGUUCGAAAUACAUCAUUCUCAAUAGAGCCUAAACAUCUACCAGCUCAUCUAACAGUGCUUGAUUGGAACCAGUACCCUUCAAAGUCCUUCCCACCAGAAUUCCAUCCAAAGAAUAUCAUUGUCUUCAAUUUGUGGAAAAGCAGUCUUACACUGAGAAAGACAUUUCAGAAAUUUUCAAGUCUUACUACGAUGAAUUUCUCAUGUAAUGAAACUAUUACUACAAUGCCUAAUGUGUCUGGGGUUCCAAAUUUGAGAGAAAUCAGACUUGACCAUUGUGAGAAUCUAAUCAAGGUUGAUGAAUCUGUUGUAUUUCUCCAAAAACUUGCUCACUUAAGUGCUUCGGGAUGCUACAAGCUUAGAGAAUUCCCGCGAAGCAUGUAUUUACCAUCUCUGGAAGUCCUUAAUCUUAGUAAUUGCUCCAAACUUGAACACUUUCCAGAUAUAGUGAACAAAAUGAAUCAGCCAUUGAAGAUUUAUAUGACGUGGGCUUCUAUUGAGAAGCUGCCAGAUUCCAUUUGUAAUCUUACUGGGCUUGUUUUUAUGGAUUUCGGAUAUAGCGAGAAACUCAAAUAUCUCCCACAUAGUUUAUUCAUGUUACCGAACUUGGUUACUUUUAAAAUUGGACUAUGUUCCAUCCUUGGAGAGUACUUUAGAAGGUUUGCACAUAGCUCCGCAACUACCAGUGGUCGUUCAAAUUUAAAAACGUUGCACUUAGAUAGGUGCGAUUUGUCAGAUAAAGAUCUUCAUGCAAUUCUCAUUUGCUUUCCAAAAUUAGAAGACUUGUCUGCAUCAUUUAACAACUUUGUAUCCCUCCCUGCAUGCAUUAAUGAGUUUGUUCACUUGACAAGUCUCAAUGUGAAAAGUUGCAAGAAACUUGAAGAAAUUACAGAGUUGCCAUCUACUAUUCAAAAAGUGAAUGCAAGAGACUGCUGCCACUUAGCUACAAAGACGUUAGAUAUGUUAUGGUCUCAGGUGAAAAAAGGAAUACCGGGUUUAGAAGUUGUGAUGUCCGGAACUAAGAUUCCAGAAUGGUUUGACUUCAAGGGAAGUGAUGAAGGAAAUCCCUGUUUCUGGGCUCGUGGAAAGUUCCCUAUUGUUGCUUUAGCGCUGUUCUUCAACCUUGAAGAAGAACAAUUACGUAGCAAUGUUGAGCUUCACUUAGUCAUCAACGAACAACGUGUGCCUUCCAAAGGCAACUACAAGUACAAACAUCCUCCCAAAUUUGACUUUAAUCACGUUUUCUGCAAUGAGUCACAAUUUGUAGUAGUAUGCGAUCUGCGACUUUUGUUUAGCAAAGAGGAGUGGCUUGGUCUUGAUGCAUUUGUCAUUCAGCAAGAUUGGAAUCUUGUGCAGGUUUCAAUCGAAGGCUCAGAGGACAUGAAAUUAAGUAGUUGGGGUGUUCAUGUAUACAAACAAGAAACCAAAAUGGAAGAUGUCAGGUUCAUGUGUCCUGACAAAGUGUUCUCAGAUAUAAUAGCCAACACAUCAUCCCCCACAGCAGCUGCUAUGCAUGUGUUGAGUAUGGAGGCUCAUGAAGGAACUGCCGAGAGACCAUCACGACCUACUGUAGCUUCAAGCUCUGAUGAUGAUGCUUUGUUGCAAGCAUUAGUGAUGAAGAAGGAUGAAAGUUGUGAGUCUGACGCCAAGCAUAAAAUGAAAAAAAUUGAAAAUGAAACUGAUGCGGCUGCUCCUGAUGAAUUAGAUAUUUGGAAACAUGAAUAUCAUGACUUGCUAGACCAGCUCAACAUUUCUAACUCAAAAUUAUCUGCUUUGAGUGGCAUUGAGAUGCAGAGAGAGAGUGGAAAAGAAGGGUGCAAAAGUGUGACAAAGCAUGAGAAGCUAGCUUCUGUUUUGAAAGGAAUAGGUGAAGAGCUGCAAGGGAUUUAUGAUGCUGGGAUUGAAGGCUUCCAGAAAUCACAAGAGUUUAAAGAUCUGAUGAGUGCGGUAUAUUUGAAGGGAGUAAGGGAUGGAGUCCUAAAAGCACACACCACCUUGCUUGCUCUGGACAUGGACAGAAUAACAACUCCAGAUGAACAUGUUACUGAUGAUGAUGAUGAUUUUGAUGACAGUGAAAUUCUUGACGAAACAACUCUAAGCCCUACUGGUUCACAAGUUGACAACCCUGGUGACACGUCUUACCUCUCCCGUAGGCAUAGGAUCUUUCGUCGAUUUUUUAAAAAAUGAUGCUCGCUCUUAGAUUAUACUGAGUGUUUGUGAAAUUAACAAUGCAUCAUGCAUGUGCCACUAUUAACUGUUUUCUACUUUAAUCA
This is a messenger RNA of Lotus japonicus, 3476 nucleotides long. Its product is annotated as TMV resistance protein N-like. The record is from RefSeq and is a predicted model, not a curated record. The transcript has 5 exons. Gene Ontology annotation, molecular function: ADP binding. Lineage: Eukaryota; Viridiplantae; Streptophyta; Magnoliopsida; Fabales; Fabaceae. Gene Ontology annotation, biological process: defense response. Bases 1 to 3390 code for a protein of 1129 amino acids.